Molecule: messenger RNA, 924 nt
Organism: Actinia tenebrosa (Australian red waratah sea anemone)
Lineage: Eukaryota; Metazoa; Cnidaria; Anthozoa; Actiniaria; Actiniidae
Product: trace amine-associated receptor 1-like
Source: RefSeq, a predicted model, not a curated record
AUGGACUUAGAUGAAGGAGUACGUCUAUCCAUACUUCUGGUUAUCUUCUUGGUUACGUUCAUUAGUAAUGCUAGUGUAGGAGUGCUGAUGUACCGCUUCAAAAAUCUACGAACAAUACCCAAUCUUAUCAUCCUGAGUUCAUGUAUCGCUGAUAUUCUCAACCAAGUCUUCAAUAUUCCUGGAUUCGCCGCAGGGUAUAUCGCUAGGGACAACAAGUAUUUUGUCGGACGAUGGUUGGCUCUAGUUAUGUCGAGCUUGAACCUCUUCUUGGUUCUGGUAAAUCUGAUGUCAAUGACCCUGAUGAUUCUCGAUAGACUGUGCGCGUUUAAGUUCAACCUCGCUUACCGGGUAUGGAGAACAAGAUCCAAGGCUUACAAGGUAAUAGCUGUCAAAUGGAUAUCGUGUUUCGUAAUAUCCAUGCUUCUUCUGGUCCCAAUCUGGGAUAUAGACCUUGGAAACGUAGCUACUUACAAGUAUCGAAGCGCUUAUUUCUUCAGGAGAGGAACUCUUGUUUCGUUUAUCGUUCUCCCGUUUUUUAUCGUCAAUAAUGCUGUAGUUGGCAUAGUUACCUGCUCUGUUAUUAAACACAAGAAUAAGAUCAACGCAAAGAAAAUGGGCGUGCACGCCAAGUCAGUCCUUGACCAAACACGCAAACUAAACGAGAUCAAUGCUAUCAAAACGAUCGGUGUGACAGUGGUGGUUUUCUUCGUGUUUUACCUACCAGGUACUGUAUACGGUGUCAUGGAAAGGGUGGGUUCAAUUUCUUCCACCAAGACCUCAUGGUUUGGGUUCGCUGCCUACCGUUGUCUGUUUCUUCCUGGUCUACUGAAUCCGUUCAUCUAUGCUAUUCGAACAAGGCGUUUCCGCAGAGCUUUGGAGUGCUUGCUCAAAGAUCCAUUCGGCAGCAGUGAAAUAACUCAGUGA